AUUCAAUAUUUUUGGUAAUGGAUAAAAACAAGUCCUUAAUCACAACUGCGGAUACUAAGAAUGAGUCUCUCCGUUUGCUCGAUACUACAAUGCCUAGUACUGUAGUACAAGAGUAUACAUUCGAGUCUGGCAUGAGGUCUCAUUCAAACUUUAUUUCAGACUCUAAGACAGUGAAUGAUGAUUGGAAGUAAGAGCUAUAUUAAAGUUAGUAAGAGGAGCGGGUUCCUUGUGACACUAAGCAUCAUUGGAUGUAUGAUGGGCGCUCAGACUUACUCAUUACCCUAUGCUACCUUGCAGACAGGUCUCUGGAUGAGCAUCGGGAUAAAUUUGUACAAAUGCAUCAUUGGUAUAAUUUCUUGAAAAAUUCUCAUUGAAUGCCAAUUAAUGUCAAAAUGGAACCUACCAGCAAAGAUCGGAUAUUAUUGAUUUGGUAGAAGCAGCAUUUUUGUUAUAUGUAGCUUGAUUGGAAUUGGAGGCAUCUUUCAGUCUGCAGCAUAUUUUAAGGUUUUCUCAGAUGUUUUCAGUGUUUUAUUAUGUAAAAUAGAUAAUGUCAGUCAUACGUUCUGGUGCUCAAAGUUCUUCGGAACACUUAUUCUGUUUUUAAUCUUGGUAGGAAUUACACUUAAGAAACGUUUUUCAGAUUUGAAAUAUCCAAGUCUCAUGCACAUGGCAGGCAUAAUAUUUUUGAUUAUAUUCUUAACAGUCCAGCUUGGGCUUGGAAAUGGGAAAGGUAUUCCUGGCCACCACAUACCAACGAUACAUUGGGACCUUGGUUUUCUAACUAGCAUGCCCACAUUUCUCCUUGCUUAUGGUUGCCAAACGUCUUUUGUUCCAUCUAUGAACACUGCAAGGAACAGGGAUCAUGGUAUGAAAAUCGCAAUUGGUGCGUUCUCUUCUAUCUUCACCAUCUAUACAAUAAUCAUCUGUAUUGUUUUAUAUCUCUAUGGCGAAGACGUUAAAGAAAACUUCUUGCUGAACAUCGAAACAAGUUCUGAUGUGUUCUCAAUCUUGAUACUAUGCAUGUUUUUAAUUACAUCUACGAUGCAUAUUCCAUUUGUAUUCUUUCUCGGGAAAGAUAGUACAUUGACCAUAGUAGAUGAAUUAAUGAGAAGGUCAUACUCCAAAGAGCAGGACAGGAGAAUGACUAUUAGGGUAUUGAACCCAACGAUAACUAUCAGUCCAGACACGCAUACAUCAACUGCUGAUAAUUACUUGUCCAUGAAUCCAGUUCAUUACUAUUGAAUAACAAUUUUGUUAUUUGUAAUAGUUGCUUUAUGCUCUCUAGCCAUCAGGAGCAUCACGUUUUUCCUGAGUAUAGUGGGCUCAAAUGCUUCUACGCUUGUAGUAUAUCUGCUACCUCCAGUGCUUUAUAUAAAGUGAUACCAUAUCUCACAGAGGAAGGUGGAUUUUGAACCAAAUGAUUAUCAGCCCAAAUCUAGAGUCUUCUUGGUUGUCUCUUGGAUUUUUAUAGUCAAAGGACUGAUCUUCUUGGUUCUCCUUAAUUUUGUAACUUUUUAUACCCUCCUUUAG
Moneuplotes crassus is the source of this 1530-nucleotide messenger RNA. NCBI's taxonomy places the organism in Eukaryota, Ciliophora, Spirotrichea, Euplotida, Euplotidae. The record is from the annotation of a GenBank genome assembly.